Molecule: messenger RNA, 8255 nt
Organism: Aureobasidium vineae
Lineage: Eukaryota; Fungi; Ascomycota; Dothideomycetes; Dothideales; Saccotheciaceae
Source: the annotation of a GenBank genome assembly
CGAGUAUUUCUUCACGAGGCAUCAAAGAAAGGACCGAUGCUAUGGUCAAUCUUCGCCAAAUAUUGAGACACAAUCAAGGCACUUCCAGGAUCGAUAACCUCAAAGACUCCGCACUGCUCAAGAUCUACGAUACCAUUGUCCAAGCCAUCGAUGUCGAAGUCACCCAGCUGCGAGCGUUGAGAGGAGGCGCGAAAAGCAAGACAACCUUGUCUGCUACCGAGCAACGACUUGCCAGUUGCUCAACCACAUUCCGUGUAGCAGUCGAAGUUGGCAUUCGCAAUGGCCGCUCUAAAUCUGUCAAGUUUCUUGUUGAUUACCUUAUCACCAACUUUGACGACGAUCAAGGCAACCCCGAAAUUAUACUGGCAACCGAUUAUGCUAAAAACCUCUCUGUCGUGCUCAGCCAUGAGCCUCACGUCGAGCAUUUGCCUCCAGACUUGUGGAAAGCAACCUUGAUUUUCUGUCUCGACAAGAUGGGAUUCGCGCCCAAGUCCGAUCUUGGAUUAGGCUCUAGCAUCUUGACUCCGAGAUCAUCACGUCCUUCACAAGCAAGUCUCGACAGAGGCAUGCUUCCCAGGCAUGCUCUGGACGACCUGGUCAAUGUCAUUCGUUCGCUAACCAGCGUUCCGUUUGCACCCAUUCUCAAGAAAGGCCCCCAGAUCCUCAAUGCAAUGGCACGGUUCUUGCACAACUCACCACACAUGGCGAAGCCUCAAAUUGAUGCCCUGGUGGUGAUCAACACCGUUCUACUCCAGAUACGUACCGAAGACAUCAAACUUACAAAAGAAUUCACUCGAGAUGCUCUCGCGAUGAGUAAAGCAUUGUGGAACUCGAAGCUUUCGGCCCUCAAAGACGAGAUUUUAUCCAUGCUGGUCUUGUUGCAUCCCUUUGUGGAAGUCCUCUCGCAGUCUGGUGAAGAUGAGUUGCUUCUCACCGAGAUAUCCAAUCUUGUCGAAACUAUCAGGGGUGAGUAUACUAGACGACCAAUCAAGGACCAACUCCAACUCAGUCAACUUAGUCUCGAACUCAACUUGAAGCAAACCCCCAAUGGCUUGCGGGGCCGUAUCUUUGGCCUGCAAGACGGUCAUGUAGUCAGUGAGAACGCUUUGAGUGCUGAGCACAACUGGACUUUGUUGAAGUUGCUGGCACAUUUCUCGGUUUGGGGUCAUCCUGCUGACCAGCGAAGGCUCGGACGAUUUGUGUCCCCAGAUGCUGGUCCUCAAAAGCGUCAGCGCGUUGCACAUUGGUCAGACGAGCUAUUUCGCAUGCUUUCUGACUUUAGCAUUCCCAGCAAGUUAUGUUCGCUGCAGAUUUUAUGUUUUACUGUCCAGUCUGCUCCUAUCGAGGAAGGUGUUCUGGCCAGGUUGAUUGAGAAAUUGGCCAUGUGCAUCAUUGAUGACAACAGUUCUGUCGCUUCGUGGGCCUAUCUGGCGCUCGCAAGGUACUUCUUCCGCCUUCUCAAGCUCGACCACCAGGCUAACAAACCCAUANGUUGUGCUAGUCAAACUACAGCUCGAGUAUCUAAUCUAAUUGACGUCUGGCGAUCUGUUUGGCAUUACACCUUGAGGGGUGUCAACCCCGUCCAAACAUGUAGGCCGGCAUGCCAUCUCCUUCACACCAUGAUCCAGACAGAAUUGAUAUUCGCUUCUCAGAACACGACUACUCAAGUUGUCGACGUCAUGAACCUCAUAAACGUUUGUCUAGGACUGCCCACAGAGCAAGAGCCACAUCAAAGCCUGCCGAUAUGGGGUUCCGUAGCACAGACAUGGAUUUUACAUGGUCAAACCCAAGAUCUUCUUGACUAUUUGCUACUCAGAAAGAAGGAGAUGUCGAUCAAACCUCUGGAUCGAACUGAGCAGGCUCCGGAGAGGAACCUUUCCAUGAACAAUGUCGCUGUCACAUUGUUGCUCGGUCUUUGCACAACUGAAACAAAUAGUGCAGUGGACAAAUGGCAAAACAUGAAGGAGCAGAGUGCUGGGCAUCUGGACCAGUACAUGAUCCGUAUGGUUGGCAACUUGGUCACAGUGGGACUAUGCCUUGCCAACUGUUUAAAAGCGAAAGACACUCAUCGAACAGAACAGCUUCGUGUUGCCAAUGAGAAACUCAUGGUGCUCUUUUUCGGCGAUCUAUCAAGCCCUGUUUGUGAACAAGAUAAGGUUAUCCCCACAAAUUACAGCAUCGUAUCACAGAGAGCAAGUGUGACAAUCUAUGCGAUGCUGAUGCAAUCGCUCGACUCGUCCGUGGGACAUCACGACACCAUUGACGGUCCUAUGAAGGAGCUCAUACCUCAUAUCCUUGAGCUUCCGGCGCCAGAAAUUCUUGCCAGUGGGCCCUUUCUUACGGCUCUGCCUCGCUACGGUGUACAACUCACCUCCAAGCAGUUCGAACCACUUCUUGAAUUCUUCGCCGACAAUACACUUCAGUCUUACGAGUACGAACGUGCUGAGACGAAUGUCGACCUUUUGUUGGGUGUCAUGGAGAGCUUUGUGUAUACCUGGGCAGACACUUCGGACCAGGAUCUCUACACAUUUGGCCUCGAUAUCUAUAAAUGGUUCACUGUGACGGCUUGGAAAGCCAAUCUUCUCUCGCCAAGCGUGCAGAAGCGACUUGUUCAUCUCAUGCUACAAAUCCUGCAGAUCGACGCAGAUUAUGGACAAGCAGACAAACUACCGAGCAUUCGUUCUAUGCUCUUUCGUCUGAUGCAGGAAGGCACCCUGGAGGUCAAGCAUUCCAUUGCUGAAGACCUGUCGUCACUCUUCAGCCUCUUCUCUUUGCCUGUUCAUACAGAAGUUUUCGAAGAGCUUAGAAUAAGUCUACCUGCUGACACAGAUUGGAUCGAAGGGCUUGCCGUUCGAGUUUUGGUGUUGGCGAAUCUGGCCGCCAAUUGGCAUUCUCUUCGGCGACAGUGCAUCUACCAUAUAUUUGAGACUGCGGGCAUGAUCGCAGACGUUGAGAAAUACGCUGCCACAUGUAUUGCCACAAUCUCAGGCACACUGGACCUCAACUCGCCUAAAGAACUGUUCCAGCUUUUCUCCNCCCAGCUGCUGUUCACCUGGUUGGAAUCUCAAGCCGUAGCAAAGAUUCCAUUCAAAGUCUUCGGUUAUGAAGCCAUGUCUGAGCUACUUGAACACAACAUUGACGAGAUAUAUGCACAGCUGGUCAUUCGCGAAAAAGAGGACGAGAUUGGUUGGUUGGCAAGCACCCUGAAAUUGCCCGAAGGACAGAUCCUACGUUCUACUCUCAGUAAGACGCUUGCGUACGCCAUUUCCUGGGAUGUGUCGGGCAAGCAGGUAUCGUCACAAGAUUCAUCUCAAGUGGCGACUACAUGUGAAUCCCGUAUCAGGACCUUCUUCAAAACAAGCGGCGAAUACUCUAUCGCGGUUCAGAACAAUCUUCCAGACAUCGUGGCUCAGAUAUUUACCUCGAUGUACCAUGAAGAGGUAGUUGAUAAGUUUGUUGAGAAGAAACCUCAGUACGCUUACGCUCAAGAUGCUCUCUCCGCAAUGAAACGAUACGGAUUCCUCGACACAGAUCUCUCGCAAGCGCAACAGCCAAGUUUCAAAGGCAGAUACCUCAUCGAUCAACUAGAGCGAGUCUGUCGUAGAGCAGGAAAUAAAACACUCACGACUAUCAAGGACGCCUUAGAUGUCCCGCAUAUCACCGCCACUCUGCGGUCCAUCAUCGAUUGUAUGCACCCUGCAUAUGGUCCACUCCACGCUUGCCGCACUGUCAGAAAAUUGCGUAUAUUCAUUGCGCUGGCUGGGGAUGAAGUCUUCAGUGGCUACCCUUUGCAGACCUUGAUUCGCACCCUGCAGCCAGUCAUUGUUGACCCACAUUGCUCUGAUGACGGUAUGGGUGUUUUGCACUAUCUGCUUGAGCGUGGAAAACAAUUCCUCAAGCAAGAGUUGUCGAUGAUCACCGGUACGAUUCUCUUGAUUCUCUUGUCCUUGAAGCAAUUCAUGACGUCUCGACAAGACAAGACCACCCAGGAGAGUCAAUUCCGCAAUACAGUAUCGAAGAUGCAAUCCUUCCACGAUUGGCUUGUCGAUUAUCUUCUGGAUUUCCGCUCCACCUUGAAAACGCCACGCCAAGAAGCUUUCUGUUCGCUUGUUCAGUCGUGUCGCGAUCUUAAACUACCAGCAUCUUCAGGAGUGAACCAAGCUGCGAGUACAAUGCUANAGGGGCUCCUAGACGAUGAAGACUCGAUCUCGCCUAUCCUGGGAUCUAUCGAAAGAAGACAAGUCAUCUCAACUCUGUGCCGCUAUUUCCAUGUAAACGACAAAACAGCUCAUGACAUGUUUGGUUCUGAUGAGCUUUCACUUUCUUACGCUCGGCGAGUAUGGGAUUCGACUCAGACCCUCACGGAGGCUGAUGAUUAUGGAGCCUGGGCUGCAAAGGUUCUAGGCCGUGCUUAUGCAUCGACAGUCUCUCUAGAACAGAUCAGACCUACUCGGAAUCUGAUCCCCCACCUGACCAGCGGUACUGGAGAGAAGACUCAGUCCAUGCAUGCCAUUGUGACCAAGCUUAACAACCUUCUAUGCAGUCAAAAUCGAUCACACGUUGGUGUUGCUGAGCAGUGUCUUAGGAGCAUUGCACAUCGUUUUCUGACUCUUGGGGACCACAACGGAGCCAUCGAGUUUGAGAAGGUUCUGCCAAACCACGUUAUCGACUCGAUAGCCAGAGUAUACCAGAAGGACGUUAUAGGCACAAAAGACCGUCAAAAGUUCCGUAGGGAGGAUCUUUGGCGCGCCGCAAAGCUCGACAUUGAUAAGCCUUUCGAACUCUGGGUGCAAAAUCUGGCAGUCUCUAUUUGCAGAUGGGCCAAAGACGAUCCACUUGUUGGCCAGUUGGAGAAGCUCUUUCUUUCUGAUGACAAACUCUCACCAGAACUUUUCCCUUUCGUCGUUCAUCUUGCUCUGAGCUCCGAGAUCGAGAAGGAACAAGUGGUACGUACUUACCUAUCAGAGUCUUUCAUUGCGCACUUCGGCAACCACAAAGCAGACACUAACAGGAAAUCUCGACUGUUACUCGAGUCGCUUCUAUAUCUACUCACUCAGAAGAUACUCAAUGAGAAGACGAGAAUGGAUCGUCUUGAAUGGCUAGAGCUAGACUACCUUCUCGCUGCAGCAGCUGCUGACAAGUGCAAUAUGCCUACAGCUUCUCUAUACCUUGGAGAAGUAGGAGCAACCCCUCAAAAUGUUUCUCAGUCAUCACGCAAAUCAUCAACAACCCUCUCUAACCCAAACUCACCUUCAAAUGAGCUGCUUUUGUCAAUUUAUAGCCGUGUGGAUGACCCCGACUCUUUCUACGGCGUCAAACAAUCACCAUCUCUGGACUCUGUGCUUGCACGUGUUCAUCACGAAGGCGAUGGAAUCAAAGGUCUGAUGCUGCACUCUGCUCGCAUGGACGCAUCCAUGCGACAAUCUGGAUUGGCCAAUGAGUCAGACAGAUUUGGUCUAAUAGGCUCUGUUGGCGCCAUGAACCUAAGCAGCCUGACCCACGACCUGCUCAAUCGUAAAGGCGGGAAGUCUACGGCAGCCACAACAGACGUCAUGCUCAAUGCUGCCCGCAAAUUGGAGCAAUGGGAUGUCUCUCCUCCUCAAACGAACGGUUCGGCUUCAAGCACAGUGUAUGGUAUGUUCAAAGGGCUCGCUACUGCUACCAAUCUGGAGUCUGUUCAAUUGGACCUAAACAGAGCUCUGAGAUCGUCGAUACAGCAUCUGCAAGAUGCGCGCCUUGACGCAUCCGCAGUCCGCGCCACAUUGUCGAAUAUCGCUGUACUCGGCGAAAUCGACGAGUUGACUAACGUGAGAUGUUCGUCGGACCUCUCCGACCUCUGGCAUCGAAUGCAAGAACGACAGAGUGGAUGGGACAUCGGUCGUCUUCUGAGUCAAAACAAGCACCUCAGAGAGGCUCUUCAUAUCAACAUUCGCGAUUGUCGCGCUAUAGAGGCUCGAUCAGUUAUCAGUUCUUCUCAGUUCGCCAGGAAGAACGACUUGAUUCAACAAUCCUUAACUGCGGCAACCUAUCUCUCUCAGCUGGUUCCUAUAUGUCAAGAGAUCGACGUGAAAAUGGAUGCAGCCGCCCACUUUGAGGUUGCAACUACACUUUGGAGACAAGGCGAGAUCUCGACAUCGGUGCAGAUGCUGCAGGAACUUUGUUCACGAACAGAUUUAUUGAAGCAGUCAAUCCAGGUCGGCCGUGCAGGGAUGUUAGCCCAAUUGGUUGCAGACGCGCGUCUUGAGAAGCCUGGAGAAGUCAUUGCAAACUACCUCAGGCCGGCAAUUGAGCAGCUUGACCAAGCGACGUCAGGGUCCGAGGCUGGGAAGGUCCACCACGAAUUUGCCUUGUUCUGCGAUCAGCAACUUCAAGAUCCUGGCAAUUUGGAAGAUUUUCAGAGACUGGCAAAGCUUCGAGAACGCAAAUUGGGUGAACAUCGACAGUUUGACAGACUCAUUAAGGAUGCUUCGACCAAGGAGAAGAAGCGAGAGUUGCUGAGGGCGCAAAAAACCGUACAUUCAUGGUAUCUUCUAGACGACGAAGAGUUCCAGAAGAUGAGACGCAGCCGCGACGAGUUUGUGCGUCAAAGUUUACAAAACUAUCUACGAGCUCUGAUCGUGUCUGACGAGUUCAACCCCUCGGUUGUUCGCUUCUUUGCUCUCUGGCUCGAACAUUCGGAUUCGGAAUCUGCAAAUGCGGUCGUGCAAAAGACCUUGCCAAACGUCCCUAGCUGGAAAUUCGUUGGUCUGAUGAACCAGCAGACAUCGCGCUUGCAGAAGGACUCGAGCAUAUUCCAGCAAUCCCUUGCCGACCUAAUCACUCGCAUUUGCACCGACCAUCCUCAUCACGGCGUUCAUUACCUGUAUACGGCCUUCUAUUCAUCUGUUGCGGAGACCGAUCAGGCUGCAAAGUCCCGACGUGACGCUGCCCACGACAUAGCGACGAGCUUAGGUAAGAACAAGAGCAUGACUGAAACUAUGCGCAGGAGCUUCCAAGUAGGGAAUGCUUACCACCAGCUCGCGGAGGUCAAAUUGAACCCCAAGGAGUUCAAAGGCAAGAUUACGGUCGGUAUGGUGCCUGCAGCGAAGGAGAUGGUCAACAUCGUGAUACCCAGGAAAGUGCCACCUGCGACUUUGUCUGUCAAGCUCCGCCCCAACCGCGAUUACUCUUCCGUUCCAGUAGUCGCCAAAUAUAGGGAUGAUAUUCGCAUUGCCGGCGGCCUGAGCGCACCUAAGAUCCUAGUCGCGAUUGGAACUGAUGGCAAAGAGUACAGACAGCUGUUCAAAGGUGGCAAUGACGACCUCAGACAAGACGCCAUCAUGGAGCAAGUCUUUGGAGAAGUCAGCAAGAUGCUGCAGACGCACAAGACCUCCCGCCAACGCAACCUUCACGUCCGUACUUACAAGGUGCUUCCACUCACAUCGACUUCUGGUAUCAUCGAAUUUGUGCCGCACUCGAUGCCUCUGGGCGAGUUCCUGGUUCCGGCACACGUGAGCUACCAUCCCUCGGACCUGUCACAGGGCAAAGCACGCGAAAAGAUUGGUGGUGCACAGAGUCUGCCCAAAGACACGCGCCUCAAAGUAUACCGCGAGGUAGCAGCCAGACACCAGCCAGUGCUGCGCCACUUCUUCUUCGAGCGCUUCCAAGAUCCAGACGACUGGUUCCAGAAACGACUCAACUACACACGCAGCACUGCCACCAUAUCUAUUCUGGGCUGGAUCCUCGGCCUCGGCGAUCGCCACUGCCACAACAUCCUCCUCGAUGAGAAGAGUGGUGAAGCCAUCCAUAUCGACUUGGGUGUAGCCUUUGAAGCCGGCCGCGUGCUGCCCAUCCCCGAAGUCGUGCCCUUCCGCCUGACCCGCGACAUCGUGGACGGCAUGGGCGUGACAAAAACCGAAGGCGUCUUCCGCCGCUGCUGCGAAUUCAGCAUGGACGCCCUGCGCGCCGAAAAAGACGCCAUCAUGACUUUGCUGAAUGUGCUGCGCUACGAUCCCCUGUACUCGUGGACAGUAUCACCGCUCAAGGCUCGCAGAAUGCAGGAUCCGAGCCGCGAUGGCGAUGAUGGCGGUAAUGGGUUGGGGUCUGCGAGCAAGCGGCCUGAAGACGAAGCUGGAGAGGCAGCACGCGCAUUGGCGAUUGUGGAGAAGAAGUUGAGUAAGACGUUGAGUACUGCUGCUACGGUGAACGAGUUGAUUCAGCAGGCGAGUGAUGAGAGAAACUUGGCUGUGCUGUUUGCUGGGUGGGCUGCUUAUUGC